AUGCGUUUACAAACAAACUCCAUUUUAUGCGCCUUGGUGUUUUUAAUAACAUGUGUUUUCGCCGAUGUGAACGUCGUCUCUCCACACUCCAAGGCCACAUUCAGCCCAAGCGGAGGUACCGUAUCUAUCCCCAUCGAGUGGAUGGAUAAUGGUGCGUACCCCCCAUUAGCCAAAUUCGCAUCGUUCACUUUCACUCUUUGUACUGGUCCUAACAAUAAUAUUCAAGCUGUUGCCAUAAUUGCUAGCAAAAUCAAACCCAGUCAACUGACGCUGGAUGGAAGCGUGUACUCAUACACAGCUACUUUUCCCUCGACCUUAGCUGGUGACGGUCAAUAUUAUAUUCAAGUCUAUGGGUGGGUGGAUAACCAAGGUUCCACCACUCAUUAUACACCAAGAUUCCAGUUGACGUCCAUGGGUGGCACUACAGCCUAUACAUUCAGUGACUCAGUUGCGCCUACCCCUCAGACUUCUAUCCAGACAACCACAACGAACAACGCGCAAGCCACUACCAUUGACAGUCGCUCAUUUACUGUUCCGUACACUCAGCAGACUGGUACGUCGCGUUUUGCUCCCAUGCAAAUGCAACCGAAUACUAAAGUGACUGCUACGACAUGGACAAGGAAAUAUGCUACUAGUGCUGUGACAUAUUACUCUACCUUCGGGUCGCUGCCACAACAAGGAACCACACUAACUCCAGGUUGGUCUUAUACGAUAUCUUCUGGGAUGAACUACGCUACUCCCGCAGCCAUGCCGUCUGACAAUGGUGGCUGGUACGAACCCUCUAAGAGGUUGUCUCUGUCUGCCAGGAAAAUCAAUAUGAGAAAAGCAUGA
Messenger RNA from Saccharomyces kudriavzevii IFO 1802, 831 nucleotides. RefSeq names its product Kre9p (gene KRE9). NCBI's taxonomy places the organism in Eukaryota, Fungi, Ascomycota, Saccharomycetes, Saccharomycetales, Saccharomycetaceae. Gene Ontology annotation, cellular component: extracellular region. The transcript has a single exon. The record is from RefSeq and is a predicted model, not a curated record. Bases 1 to 831 code for a protein of 276 amino acids. Gene Ontology annotation, biological process: cell wall biogenesis; (1->6)-beta-D-glucan biosynthetic process; fungal-type cell wall organization.